AUGUCACCUCAUCACGUUGAUGUUAGCCAAGAGCAGCAACCUGCUGCCUCCUCCAGCGCCACAGGCAAUGAUUCCGAGCAGCGGCCCGUCAUCGUCAUCAUCCCGGGUGCUUGGCACCACCCUGUCCACUACAAGCAGCUCGCCAAAGGUCUCCGACAGCUUGGUUUUGUGGUCGAGGUUAUAGAGCUCGUCACGAUGGGCGAGCCGGACGCCAUCUUGAACAGGACGCACCACGACGACGUAAAAGUCGUCCGGGCCACUAUUCAGCCCCACCUGGAUGCCGGGCGGGAGGUGGUCCUCGUGGGCCACAGCUACGGCGGGUUUGUGGCCACGGAUGUCGCUGCGGGCUACACCGUCGAGGAUAGACGUAAGAGUGCGGUCAGCGGUGACGGGCUGGAGGGGGCUGGUCAGAACGGCAGCGGGGGUGUCAAGGCCGUGGUGUAUAUUGCUUCGCCGGCUGCGGUUGAGAAGGGCGUGGGAGUUCUAGCUUCGGUGGAGCAGAUAAAGGGGGAUGCCGAAGUUAGCAUCGAUGGCUUGGUAAUUAUCGAGAACGGCGUCAUGAGAAGGACCGAAGAGUCUCGGAACUCCCUUUACCGCGGCGUAGACGAGAAGCUGGCCAAGGAGGCAUUUGCCGCGACGAGUCCGUACCACAGCUGUGCUAGCUACAUGUCCGAGGCCGCCGCCUGUGCGUGCCACCUCCGUGCCCCUUUGACGUACGUAAUCACCGGCGAUGAAAGGUUUAUCAUGUCGCCUCCGGUGCAGCACAAGAUAGCGGACAGCAUGGGGCCACGGUGCAAGAAGCAUGUGUUGCAGGGUGCGGGCCACGCGCCAUGGAUGCAGCCCGAGCUGCUGCCGAGACUUUUGGAUAUCAUCAAAGGGGCGGCGCAGGGUUGA
This is a messenger RNA of Pyricularia grisea, 894 nucleotides long. RefSeq lists its product as uncharacterized. The record is from RefSeq and is a predicted model, not a curated record. The transcript has 2 exons. The coding region runs from base 1 to 894 and encodes 297 amino acids. Lineage: Eukaryota; Fungi; Ascomycota; Sordariomycetes; Magnaporthales; Pyriculariaceae.